AAAAUCAGUGCACAUUCGCCAGCGAUUUGAAACCAGCAAAUUAAGACCUACAUAAUCAUGUCCAGCGGAUUUGUGCGCAGCAGCUACAAAUUGUUCGUCGGCAACCUGCCGUGGACGAUAGGCAGCAAGGAGCUGCGGACCUACUUCUCCAAGUACGGGCACGUGGCCAACGCGGAGGUGGUCUUCGACCGGCAACUGGGCCUGUCCAAGCACUAUGGCUUUGUGGUGUUCAGCCAGCGGGAUGCCUUUAACAGCGCCAGCAACCAGAACACCCACUUCCUGGAUGGACGAGUGCUCACAGUGCAGCGGGCAAAUGAAAGUCCUCAGAGUUAAUCAAUGAACAAUUUAAUGAUUUAUUGGUUAGACCAAAAGGAAAAGCAUGAGAAAUGUUUUAGUUUUACACAAAUGAAUGCAGCACUUGCUUCAAA
This is a messenger RNA of Drosophila sechellia, 428 nucleotides long. RefSeq names its product SRA stem-loop interacting RNA binding protein 2 (gene SLIRP2). The record is from RefSeq and is a predicted model, not a curated record. Gene Ontology annotation, molecular function: RNA binding. The coding region runs from base 58 to 333 and encodes 91 amino acids. The transcript has a single exon. Lineage: Eukaryota; Metazoa; Arthropoda; Insecta; Diptera; Drosophilidae. Gene Ontology annotation, cellular component: nucleus.